GCAACACAUACAACAACGAAAUCGAUGACGUAUAACACAUUUCCGGUUGAAUUAUGUCCACCAACUCGGCACUGUUUACGUCGUGUUGUAAGCAUUAUGAUCCAGAUUUGUUAAUCAAAGAGAUUUUGGAUGUUGAAAGUUUGCCAACAAGUAAUAAGGAAAUAGAAGAUAUCGUUAGUUAUAACUGGAAGAUUGACACAAAGUACUAUACUGCUGAUAUAAAGUUAUGUACAACAAAGAAGCGGACAGUUGGAACUGCUGAGUUUGCUGAAAGUGUCCAGGCGGCAGUCAUAUAUUUUAAUGCAAGCCAGGCAGAAAGUUUUGAUUUAGCAAAAGCAUGGUUGCCAUACUUAGAAGAAAUAUCACCAGCAAUACAGUUACUUGUAUGCAGAAACAUUCCCCAGAGUCAAGCUACUCAUCGACACAAUGUACAGAAAUGGUGUUUAGACAAUGACUUUGAAUUAGUGGAGCUAGAACCAGAAGUGAGACAAGAUGAAGAUGAUGAUUUUCAGGAGACCACAGGAAUCAAAAGAAUUAUCCAGGCUCUUCAUGCCCAUAUGUGGCCAGACAUGGUUCUUAAGGAGAACCAUCACACAGUUAGUCCGUAUAUGAGGAAACUAAUGGAGGAGGAAUCUUUAUCAAAGAAAGAGCAAGAGUCAGAGGAUCCUUCCAAGGGGGAUAACUCUUCAUUAAAAACAGAUAGGAUGAAAGAUGGUUCUCUGGAAUCUGAUAAAUGUGAAAAAGAGACAAAUGGGCAGCUGGAAGAAAAAGCACACCUGACAGCAGGAAAAUCAGCAACUGUAGAUCCAGAUAAGGAAAAGGCAGCUACACAUUCUACAAAAGAGGAAAAUAAACUCUUAGGGGACCUACUCCCUGACGAUGACGUUGCCUUGAUGCAGGCUCUGUGUUCUGAGGAGGAGGAAGCAGAAUCAUUUGAACAACUUUUCUCCAAGUUUAGGCUCAUGAAAGAAAAAGCUGAGUCCCUACCACAGGAAAAGAAGAAAAAAUAUGCUGAAAAGGUUACCCUGGCAUUCUGGAAAGGCAUUGGUGGAGACGAGGAUGAGAUUGGUAUCCUUUCUGACCUUAGUGACUCUGAAAUGCCAUAAUGUCAUACAAAAGACGUAGAAAGUGGCAUAAACUUGUCCUGUACAUACCAAGAGAAUGCCGGCCAACGGGCUGAGUCCACUCUUCAUUGGCAUAGCAAUACAGAAAAAGAAGACUGUGAUAGACAUGGUCUAUUCCUGGAUUCGCCAUAAACUGAAACAUUAUUCAGUGAUAAAUGUAUCAACCACACAGUUUAACUUAACUAUUCAGAUUUGAGAUUUAAACAAACUGAUUCUGGAAUAUGAAAUGCUGAGAUUUCUGUUUUGUCAAUAUAAAUGUAUAUAUAUAUUGUUACGUUGACAAAGAUUGGUGCCUUGCUACUGUAUAUCAAUGAUUUAAUAAAAGAGAUAUAAUAAAACCCCAUGAACUUUAA
Molecule: messenger RNA, 1477 nt
Organism: Saccostrea cuccullata (small rock oyster)
Lineage: Eukaryota; Metazoa; Mollusca; Bivalvia; Ostreida; Ostreidae
Product: alpha- and gamma-adaptin-binding protein p34-like
Exons: 9
Coding region: 54-1106 (350 amino acids)
Source: RefSeq, a predicted model, not a curated record